AUGCAUCCCCAUUUGCACACAAAAGACAACAUUGAGUGCGAGGACGUCAUGAACGCCCUCGAAGAGUGCCACGCGCGCGGCUUCCUCUACAAGUCCCUCGGCAACUGCAACACGGCCAAGCAGCACGUCAGCGACUGCCUCAAGGUGGCGCGCAUGAAGCGCCUCGACGCCAACCGCGCGGCGGGCAAGGCGAAGCGGGACGAGAAGGCGCGCAAGAUUGCCGAGAUCAACAAGGAGCUGGGCCUCGACUAG
Molecule: messenger RNA, 252 nt
Organism: Verticillium nonalfalfae
Lineage: Eukaryota; Fungi; Ascomycota; Sordariomycetes; Glomerellales; Plectosphaerellaceae
Exons: 2
Coding region: 1-252 (83 amino acids)
Source: RefSeq, a predicted model, not a curated record